GAGCCCAACGUGGGGCUCAAUCCCAGGACCCCGAGAUCAUGACCUGAACUGAAACCAAGAUGCUUAACCAACUGAGCCACCCUGGCAUCCCUUCGUAUCCCUUCCUAUGCUACUUUUGAUUCUAUUAAUUGGCCUUCAUAUAGAUUGUUAUAUAAAGGCAUGAAUACUUCUGUCUACUUCAUAGAUAUCUUUAUUAUUAUAAAUAACAUUCUGAUUUAUCCACCAAGUGCUUGAGGGUUUGCUAAUGUAUCAGUCUGGCUGUCACUUUUUACACAGCUGACAAAUGGAAUUUGUGAAACUACAAGGCUGGAAGCCAACCAUGAUUUUUGCUGAUGCGGUCACAUUGCUAUCUAAAUAGAUUUUGUGUGAAUUAUUAGACAGUAUCCCUGGGCAACAGUUCUUUGUCAUUUUCCUGUUUCCUGGGACAGUGAUAUCCCCUUCCCCACCUUUUUUUUCCCCCUAUGAGCAGGGCUCCCAGUUUUCCAACUCUGAAGUGUUUUUCAAUCAAAACAAAGAGAAGAUUUGUGGAUGUUGAAUAUGCAAGGAGCUGAAGAGAGAGAGCUUGGAAGAGAGGUUUGUCCAGAUUUGAUGAACAAGUCUGUUCCAGAGCAGGAUGCCUUUGAAAUUGAUUCACCAAGGAUAGGAGCAAAGAGAUUACAAGAGGAUGCAUACCAGGAUUCUAUAUUUGAAGAAAAAUAUGCAUGUGGGAGCAUGAAGGAAAACUCUUCUGGAGAGGUUCCUGGACCAUGCCUUUUUCAAGAAGGAGGUUUUGGGGAAAUAACUUUUAUCCACAAGGAAGCAUCUCCUGAAACAAUUAGCCAAGAAUAUAAUUUUGAGAGAAGCUUGCUUUUGACCUCUAGCUUUGUUACACAUCUCAGGGUUUCUACAGAAGAGAGCCUACAUCAGUGGGAGACAAGUAGCAUAACUAAUGAGAUUUCAGACCAAAGUAAAUGUCCAACUCUCUCUACACAGAAAAAGUCUUGGGAAUGUAACGAAUGUGGAAAAACUUUUACUCAGAGCUCAUCUCUUAUCCAACACCAGAGGACUCAUACUGGAGAGAGACCCUAUGCAUGUGAGGAAUGUGGGAAAGCCUUUAGUCGUAGUUCCUUCCUUGUUCAGCAUCAAAGAAUUCACACUGGAGUAAAACCAUAUGGAUGUGAGCAAUGUGGGAAAACCUUUCGAUGUCGAUCAUUUCUUACUCAGCAUCAGAGGAUCCAUACUGGAGAGAAACCUUAUAAAUGUAAUGAAUGUGGGAAUUCCUUCCGCAAUCAUUCACAUCUCACUGAACAUCAGAGAAUUCACACUGGAGAGAAACCUUAUAAAUGUAAUAGAUGUGGGAAGGCAUUCAAUCAGAACACACACCUCAUUCAUCAUCAGAGGAUUCACACUGGUGAGAAACCUUAUUUAUGCAAUGAAUGUGGCUCUUCUUUUCGCAAACACUCAAAUCUUACACAACAUCAGAGAAUUCACACUGGGGAAAAGCCUCAUAAAUGUGAUCAGUGUGGGAAAACUUUCCAAACAAAGGCAAACCUUUCUCAGCAUCAGAGAAUUCAUACUGGAGAGAAACCCUAUAAAUGUAAGGAAUGUGGCAAAGCCUUUUGUCAGAGCCCAUCCCUUAUUAAACACCAACGAAUUCACACUGGAGAAAAACCCUAUAAAUGUAAGGAAUGUGGCAAAGCUUUUACUCAGAGCACCCCACUCACUAAGCAUCAGAGAAUUCAUACAGGGGAGAGACCCUACAAAUGCAAUGAAUGUGGUAAAGCCUUCAUUCAGAGCAUUUGCCUCAUUCGGCAUCAGAGAAGUCACACUGGAGAAAAACCCUAUAAAUGCAGUGAAUGUGGGAAGGGCUUUAAUCAGAAUACUUGCCUCACUCAGCAUAUGAGAAUUCAUACUGGAGAGAAGCCCUAUAAAUGUAAAGAAUGUGGGAAAGCCUUUGCUCAUAGCUCAUCUCUUACUGAACAUCAUAGAACCCACACUGGUGAGAAGCUUUAUAAAUGUAGUGAAUGUGAGAAAACUUUUCGCAAGUAUGCACACCUUAGUGAACAUUACAGAAUUCACACUGGUGAGAAACCUUAUGAAUGCAUUGAAUGUGGAAAAUUCUUCAGACAUAGUUCAGUCCUUUUCAGACAUCAGAAACUUCACAAUGGUGAAUAACCCUGGUGUUCAGGUUAUGACAGCUUCUCUAGAAAGAGUGACCAGGAAUCUGGCUGGGAGCAGUGGGGCAAGGAGAGUUCUUGGAGGGAAGGAUGAAGGAACAUCGACCAUUACACUCAGAAAAAUAUUUCCAGUUGUGGAGUUAGGAGCUUGGAAAAUGCAGAGCCUACUCCAGCUGGGCAUCUGGGAAUACAAGGUGGAAAGGAAAUUCCUGCCUUAUGGAUAAAUCCUUGCCACCUGCCACUCCUUUCUCUUGUGACUCUCAUAUCUUAAGGUACCAUUUGUUAACACUAGUGUUGCCUUUACUAUACUCCUGCCCCACCUUCCCAACUUGUGACCCCUGUUCUGUGGCAGUCGGCUGGGGUAUUUCCUAACAUUCAAUGUGAAAGUUGCAGCGGUUCUGAGGUAGAGCUAAGCAGCCUUCAGACAUCUGAGGCUGCUCUGAACAUGUCAUCUGUAGAAGUGUUCUCAUGAAGGGGAGAUGGAAGUAAGGGAAAAUAAAGAAUCCUUAUUCAUUCAUACAACAGAUAAGGGGAUAUGUGGCAAGAACUGGGCUGAUACAUUUACAGAUAUGUUUGCGAAGAAGGCUUUUAUCAGGGUAAGGGAGAUCUUUCCUGAUCCUUUCAAGCUGGAGGGCAAUUUGUGGCUAAAAAGGAAGGAGAAGGUCAAGAAGAACUUCUCUUGAAUGAUGCUAGUUUGUGGAGUCGGAUCUGCUUAGAGAGGCACAAAGAGGAAGGUCCAACCUUUGCCCAGGGGAACACUGACAUCCAGGAGGGAAAUGAUGUGCUCUAGGCUGCUGGUGCUGAGGCCAGCACAGGAAGCUUGUGUUUGACCUUUCAGUUCACUUUCAUAUCCCAGCCCUGGACUAAGGUGUACACCUGUCUCUUACAAGUUUGGGUGGACCACUGGUUUGCAGGGUCCAGGGGAAAGAGACCCACCAGGGUUAACUAUGUUCAAAAAAUGUUAAUUGACGUUUAGGGAGGAGAAACCAUUAGUGAAAAAAGAAGAUGGCCUUUUAGGUUGGCUGGACUUGGGGCUGCUGGACCAGUCCUUAAGAGAGUAUUGGUCGUUUUAGCAGGGAGAGCUGGAUUUCAUGUAAUUAUGCCAUUGGUGACUAUAAGCAGAUUUAUUACAUUUCAGAUGUUUCUAUUUUUAUUGGACUAUCUUAUUCUUGGAUAUUUACCCUUCCCUGCAGGUUAGGAGUAUCUAGGGAAACACUCAUGGGAUAAAUUUGCAAAGUGUAUUAGAUAGGACUACCUCUUUUUAAAAUCCCUGAAUAGUACAGUUUGCCACUAUGAUAUUCUUUUUAAGAGAAAGGGCAUUUCCCCCCUAUUUAUCUCCUUACUCUUUUUCAUGUUUUUUACUGUAACUGAGAGAUUAUGUGAGGAUUGCUUUUGACUAUUUGUAAUAAUUUCAAUGCCCUGAAGCUUAUAUAGUCUUUAAAAUAAUGACUGUUAAAACAAAGUCAGUUGAUUCUGGAAUGGUUGGUUACUUAAAACUCAGCAUUAGUUUUUUUUUUUUUUUUUCUUUUUUUCCAGAGCAGCUAUCCUGUAAGCAGUGGUUUGAGAUAUUAAUCACCAUUAAUGGGAGUGUGGCACUCUCUUCCUCUCCAGCUACGAAGAUUAUAUUCUCAAAACCUGCCACGGGGCAACUCAUAAUUGAGUAAAUUAAUUCCUUAUGGACAAAAAUAACCCUGUUAAAACUUUAUGGUCAUGAAAAAUAUUACUCAAAGAAAAUAUUGAUGUAUUUGUACUUCCUAAAUGAAAAUAACACUACAGAAUUUAUUGCUGGCACAUAGUAAAUGUUCAAUAAAUAUUUGUUGAAUUAAUA
Molecule: messenger RNA, 3984 nt
Organism: Canis lupus familiaris (dog)
Lineage: Eukaryota; Metazoa; Chordata; Mammalia; Carnivora; Canidae
Gene: ZNF502
Product: zinc finger protein 502
Exons: 2
Coding region: 529-2154 (541 amino acids)
Source: RefSeq, a predicted model, not a curated record